AUGGUCGCCGCACCUCCAGAUGGCUUCGAGGAAUUGCCGGAAAAUCGAAUGGAUCGGCAGUUUGGAAAGGGCAAAGUAGAUGGUGCUGAGAAGAAAGGAACGUUUUUGAAUGGCGAUGAACUUCAUCAGCUGAGACACCAAGUGAUGGCGAUGCGGUUGGAACUGCAAGAAGCAAGAAGGACGGGAACUGAGCUUCUUAUUCGAGAGCUUGAAAAAUCCAUAAGAAAUGCUCAGCAAUUGGAUGCCGAAUGGAUAUGGGCGGUCGAAAAUGAACGUCAAGUCAAGGCGGAGGAAAAGGGGCGAUUUCACGAAGCAGAGAAGCAUAGAAAGCUGGCCAUGGAAGCGAGGAAUGCGCUGCCACAGUUUGGUCUGGAGGGUCUCUGGGUAGGCAAAUAUGGAGAAGAACAAGGAUACGAAAUGAUCAACGUGACAUAUGCUAGAGACGUCCUUGUUGCAACAAAAGUGACUGGAUCAAAGAAUGUACCAAAAGGGCAAGUGACUUUCGAAGUCGACUUGAAUCCCAGAGCUGAGAGAGAAAUUCUUGAACCAAUCAAGCUUGGGGAGAGCGCAGCAAGACAAUGGGGUUCUAAAUACUUGCAACGUUUCCUCGGUAAAGGGCAAAUCAGCGCAGCAGGGUUCGAGGACUCUCAGUUUGUGCAGGGCAACCUAAUACUCGUGAACGAAUAUUUCAGUUUUGCAUGGUUGCCUAUAGGCCACCAAGUGUUCUUUGGCCGUCCGACUCCUGGACUUGUUCUCAAGCUUCUAAAAGAUGAUCAGAACCAAUCGGAUGAGCGGCAGUUCCUAGAAAAGUGUUGGGACGAAACUCACCAUAUUGACGAUCAUCGUGAGGUGCAAUCUCCGUCGAAUGGUUUUCGACGGGCGUUCAGUGCAAAAUCAAAUUCAGAGAACCACGUGACUAUUUACAACUCACUGUCGAAGGAGAUCGAAAGGAUUCCAGAGUCGAGCAAAGCAAUUGCUUGGUAUACUUGUGGUCCGACUACAUAUGCACCUGCGCACUUGGGCCAUGCUAGAACCUACGUAUGUAUUGACAUCAUGCGAAGGGUACUAGAGGCGCACGUUUCGAAGCCUCCAUUGUUUACGAUGAACAUAACAGAUAUUGACGACAAAAUAUUAAAAGCUGCAAAAGAUAAUGGGGAGUCUCCCCUUGAUUUAGCUCGGAGGUAUGAGCGCGAAUUUUGGGAAGACAUGGACUCGUUGAACUGUCUCCGACCACAUGUUGUGGCUCGUGUAACAGAACGAGUUGAAUCUGAUAUUGUCCCUUACAUAGAGACUCUGCUUGGCAAAGGAAUGGCAUACGAGACAGAAGACGGGGUCUAUUUUGACGUCAAAAAUUUUAGUCUUAACACCUUCUCGAAAUAUGGGAAGUUAUCGCCACAUGCAACAACCGAACAGGCUGCUGAAAUAGAAGUUUGCGAUGCCAAUUUGAAGCGAGAUCAGAGAGAUUUUGUGUUAUGGAAGAAACUGAAAUCCACCGACUCGGUUUGCUGGGAGGCGCCAUGGGGAAAAGGUCGACCAGGCUGGCACAUUGAAUGUUCUGCAAUCAUUGAAUCGAUUCAACAACAGUUCGAAGACACACAUCAUUUCAGCGUACAUGCUGGUGGCGUAGAUCUGAAGUUCCCACACCACACGAAUGAAAUCGCACAGGCUGAAGCCUAUAGAGACGGUGAAUGGAUCAAUCACUGGGUGCAUACAGGACAUCUUCACAUUGACGGCUUAAAAAUGAGCAAGUCCCUCAAGAAUUUUAUUUCGAUUCGCGACUUUCUCGGAAAGUACGACGUGUCUUCGUCCGUGGAAAGCCCAGGUGACGACUUUCGACUUUGGUGCCUUGGCUUGUCUGGGCCAUACCGAGCCCCAGCUACGUUCUCUGAGAGCCGGCUAUAUGAAGCUCGCAAUAUAAGGCAAAAGAUUUUGCGAUUCCUUUAUGGAGGAGAAGCAUGGCUGGCAGCUUCGAAUGGUGAUGUCAAGCUGUGGAAUGAUAAUGAUUUUGAGAUUCAUAUGCUCUCGUUGGGAGCAAAACGCACUUGCACUUUGGCUCUUCAGAAUGAUUUCGAUGGAUCGGAAUUUCUCACUGAACUGAUGAGAGUAAUUGAGGCAGGAAACAUAUACUUUACCAAUAGACCCAACGGGCCCACCGAAGUCGUACGGACAGCACUUGGCAAUGUUCGCGAACUUUUGCGCCUGGUAGGUUUUUCAAACAAGACAACUGACGCUGGGCUUGGUCAUGAAAACAGGAGGGCUUCACUUGAAAACAGCAACAACCACCAGGAUGCUGACAUGUUGGUUUCGUUGAGGUCAAGGAUGAGAAAGAUAGCACUGGAUCAAACUUCGAGGGAUCAAGUGUCAAACGAUCUGUUGGAACUCUGCGAUGAACUUAGAAACUCGAUGCUCGACCAAGGAGUAGAGAUUUUAGAUAGCCAACAUGGGGAAUCCGAUGGAUGGCGCCCUUGUUUGCCCAAAUCAGUGAAAAAACAGACGAUGCAAUCCGGCAGCAGCAACAAAGGGCAGCAAGUCGAGUUACACACAGUUCCACUUGGAGAUUUAUUCAAAGCAGGAAUAUACGAAGGGCAGUAUUCUCAAUUCGAUGCCAACGGUGUCCCAACUCAUAAUGCUGAUGGAUCCAAGGUCUCGACACGUUUGAUGAAAAAGUUACUGAAGAAGCGAGAGAUUCACACAAAAAGACUUGCGCAAAAGAUUAAAGAAAAGUAG
Molecule: messenger RNA, 2727 nt
Organism: Cylindrotheca closterium
Lineage: Eukaryota; Bacillariophyta; Bacillariophyceae; Bacillariales; Bacillariaceae
Source: the annotation of a GenBank genome assembly